Molecule: messenger RNA, 937 nt
Organism: Pezoporus occidentalis (night parrot)
Lineage: Eukaryota; Metazoa; Chordata; Aves; Psittaciformes; Psittacidae
Gene: CENPS
Product: centromere protein S
Exons: 5
Coding region: 11-499 (162 amino acids)
Biological process (GO): resolution of meiotic recombination intermediates; replication fork processing
Cellular component (GO): FANCM-MHF complex
Molecular function (GO): chromatin binding; protein heterodimerization activity
Source: RefSeq, a predicted model, not a curated record
CCGCCAUGACAUGGAGGCACAGCCCCGCCCCGCCGCUCCGGGCGGGAAGCGCAGCCGGGCCGCUGCGGGCGGUGCCAUGGAGGCGGCGGGCGGCGAGGAGCGGCUCCUGCACGCCCAGAGGCUGAAGGCUGCGGUUCACUACACCGUUGGCUGCCUGUGUCAGGAGGUUGGAGAAGAUAAAGCCGUGCAAUUCAGCAAACAAACCAUUGCAGCUAUCUCGGAGAUCACCUUCAGGCAGUGUGAGAUCUUUGCAAAAGACCUUGAAGUGUUUGCAAGGCACGCAAAACGAAGCACAGUCACUACAGAAGAUGUGAAGCUUUUGGCUAGGAGGAGCAGUUGCUUGCUCAAGUAUAUCACCGAGAAGAGUGAAGAGCUUGCGUUAAAUAACAUGGAGCAAAAGGAGAAGAAGAAAAAGAAGUUCAAUGCAGUUAAGGAAGGAAGGACUUCUGGGGAAUGUGAAGCAGCUGUGACUGAAAGUGAAGAUUACAACAUGGCAUGACUUACCUUUCAAGUAAUGUGUCUGGUCAUUUUCUCUUACUGUCCUAGAGGGACCAGUUAGCCAACUAGAGAUUCCUCUUGCAGCAAUGGUAAUGAAUGUUUUGGCUUUUAGGUGAACAGAAUUAGCAGGGUUUUUUUGUUGUUCCAAAACUGGAAAGUGUCAGAAUUCAGUAAAGCUUACAGCCAAAAUGCCUUAACUGCUCACAAAAAAGUAAAUUACUGUUAUUAAAAAGAAAAUGCUUUAAAUUUUAAAGCAGAACAUUGUCACUGACCAGAAUAUCUCGGUAUGUGCAAUGGCCUCCAUGCUCCUCCUUGGUUUCUCCAGUAAUUGUUUGAUUUCUUUCUUGUUUCCAUUUUUGCUUAAUGUAUUUUAUUUUUGGUUAAUUGCCAUAUUUCUCACUUGUCUUGACAAUUAAAACAUGUUUUGUGUCAUUUCUCA